Terrapene triunguis (Three-toed box turtle) is the source of this 4304-nucleotide messenger RNA. RefSeq names its product RIC8 guanine nucleotide exchange factor A (gene RIC8A). The coding region runs from base 1390 to 3015 and encodes 541 amino acids. The transcript has 11 exons. The record is from RefSeq and is a predicted model, not a curated record. Gene Ontology annotation, molecular function: G-protein alpha-subunit binding; guanyl-nucleotide exchange factor activity. Lineage: Eukaryota; Metazoa; Chordata; Testudines; Emydidae. Gene Ontology annotation, biological process: G protein-coupled receptor signaling pathway. Gene Ontology annotation, cellular component: cytoplasm; plasma membrane.
CAGGACAAUCCUGGAGAGAUUCCAGCAUCCUGAUUGGCUGCUCCCCUUUGUUUAGGGUUUGCAGAUUAGACAGUGCCACACCUGGUGAUAGGCCUCAGUGCUGCAAACCAUCCCCCCAGGGUUCAGUUUUUAAACCUGAGUGAUAGUACUGCAAUGCUGUUUGGUUUGGGCUUGUUGUAACGUGAAACAUAGGAAUGUUUACAUUUAAAAAAAAUAAGCUUUGAGUGGAAUAGAAAAUAUUUCUAUAGUUUAUUUUAAUUAACAAAGUCUAACAUCCUGGUCUAAACUUCCUGUGUCUCCUUCUCACACUGACAAAAUGUUAUUUAUUUAUCUCUGAGCCUGCAAUUUGAUUCGUGUGAGCAGACGCCUGCACAGAGCCCCCGAGAGGUGCAAGGUUCCAGCGAUGGGGAACAGCUGGUAGGAUCUAGGCUUUAGAGAGCUCCAUCAGCGGGACCACUCAGGGAGGAACUCUCUGCGUGGCAGUAAGUAUUUACACCAUUGGGACACCGAGAAUGAACAAAGAGGGAGAUGGAAGAGAUCAGAAAAACGGUGACUGAGAAGUGAUAUUUAGCACAUGCCUUGUUUGUUCCAUAAUGUUUGCUAUUUUAUAUUUCAUAGCUUUAAAUAUUACAUAUUUAAAAAAAAAAACGAAUAGGCGAAAAACAUAGAGAAAGAACAGGUUUGCCCAGCCCUGCUUGAUUAUUUUACGUUAGGAAUUUUUUUUUCAUCUGACUCAGUCUCAAACACAAUGGGAGAGGAGAGGAUUUUUCAUUGUUUGUCAUUAAUCCUACCAGAAAAAGGGUGUUCAGCAUCCAUUGUUUAACAUUCUUAUGGCGGAUCCCUGGAAGUUAACUCUGCCCCUCCCCAGAUUCCAAACUUCCAGUAAUGCAGCUUUUCUUUUGUCUGUGUCUUCUUCCCUACCCGAGCUGCUGCCACCCACCCCUUCUGAAUCGGUUAUCGGAUGCAGCGUUAACAGCACGGGUCACAACUUCCGUAUGAGUCACACACACACAAACCCUCCCUUUCCCGCUCGCCUUGGACAGUGGGGAGGAGAGAAAGAUCUUCUCUUUCCCCCUACCCUGCCCUAGGAACAGCAACUCAGCCGGGCAAAUGACACCGCAUUCCACCCUGCCUCCCGCGUCCCAGCUUGAAAAAACAAGUUUUUUUGUUUAAAAACAAAGCAGGUGCCCUCACUAAACGUUGCAUUGGAGGGACAGCUGCUGUGUUCAGGAAUAAGGCAGGAAAUCUGAGCAAGGAAAGCUAAAGUAAAGUUGUCUGUGUAUCAAGGUCCCUGUGCAUCGGUAAUUAUCCGGGUAAUUAUCCGGCAACGCUGCAAGGCCGCCCACCCCACCCCAUAUCAUUCCAAUCCAUAUCCAAGCUGCUAGGGCAAUGGAGCUCAAGAAUGUGGUAGAGACUGUGGAAAGCGGGGAACAAGACGCUAUCCUCAAGGUGCUGCAGAUCUACAACCAGGAGAAGUCUCAGUGUUUCACCUUUGAAGAUGAAGAGCGGGAGGAGAGGAAGAAAAUGGCCCAGCUGCUGAUCAAGUUCCUGGAGAGAGAGCUCCAGCCCUCCUGCCAAGUCACAUGUUUGGAAAGCAUCCGCAUACUGUCCCGGGACAAAGGCUGCCUUGACCCCUUUACCACCGGGGAAGGCCUGCAAACCUUGGCCAGACACGCUGGCAUUGAUUACUCAGAGGAGCUCAUUCGGGAAGUCCCAGACCUAGAUGUGAUCCUGGAGGCCCUCAAAUGCCUCUGCAACAUCGUCUUCAGCAGUCCCCGGGCACAAGAGCUGACGGCUGAGGCCCGGCUCGUGGUGGGUCUUACGGAGCGCAUCAAACUCUACAAUGAGAAGAACCUCCCCCAUGAGGUCAAGUUUUUUGACCUGCGUCUUCUGUUCCUGCUGACAGCACUGAGGGUGGACAUCCGGCAGCAGCUGGCCCAGGAGCUCAGGGGCAUCAGCCUGAUGACAGACACCCUGGAGCUGACGCUAGGGGUGAAAUGGCUGGACCCCCAUGAGGUAGCCACUGAGGGGAGCCCUCCCCUGCCCCUGCCACGCCAGGAGACAGAGCGUGCCAUGGAGAUCCUUAAGGUGCUCUUCAACAUCACAUUUGACUCCAGCAAGAGGGAGGUGGAUGAGGGCCAGGAAGAUGCUGCUCUGUACCGACGCCUGGGCGCUCUCCUGCGUCAUUGCCUGAUGAUUUCAGCUGAUGGAGAGGACCGGACAGAAGAGUUUCAUAGCCACACAGUUAACCUCUUGGGCAACCUCCCUCUCAUGUGUCUGGAUGUCCUGUUGACCCCGAAGGUGCGGCCAGGCUCGCUUGAGUACAUGGGCGUUAACAUGGAUGCAGUCAGUGUCCUGCUGGAUUUCUUAGAGCGACGACUUGACAGGGGUCACAAACUGAAGGAGACCCUGACCCCUGUGCUGAACCUGCUGACAGAGAGUGCCCGUGUCCACCGCCAGACAAGGAAGUUCCUCAAAGCUAAGGUGCUGCCUCCGCUGCGGGACGUGAAGAAUCGCCCCGAGGUGGGGAACUUGCUACGGAACAAGCUUGUGCGCCUGAUGACUCACAUUGACACCGACGUGAAGCACUGCGCAGCCGAGUUCCUCUUUGUGCUCUGCAAGGAGAGCGUGUCGCGAUUUGUGAAGUACACAGGAUAUGGCAAUGCAGCCGGGCUCCUGGCAGCACGAGGCCUCAUGGCAGGAGGGCGGGCAGAGGGAGAGUAUUCUGAGGAUGAAGACACGGACACAGAGGAAUACAAGGAAGCUAAGCCCAACAUUAACCCAGUGACAGGCCGUGUGGAGGAGAAGCUCCCCAACCCCAUGGAAGGGAUGACUGAGGAGCAGAAGGAGUAUGAAGCCAUGAAGCUGGUUAACAUGUUUGACAAGCUGUCCAGACAGCAAGUCAUCCAGCCAAUGGGGAUGACUCCAGGGGGCAAUCUCACCUCUCUGGAGAACGCUGUGCAUGAGCUGGCAGAGGAGAGAUCAUCGUCUGACUCUGACUUGGGGUUGGACUGAUUCACACCUCUCAACUCCCCCCUCCCCCCAAGGACUGUGGGCUCUCCACUCUCCCUUCAGAACUGGUGCUGCAUCCAGAGGAUAGUACUGGGUGAGGACUUUCCCAGUGGGAUCUGAAUCAGGACUGGAGUCCACUGCCCAGACAGAUAACAACCACCUCCUCUCCGGUCCCAUAACCACCUCUCCUUUCCCAAAGAGCUCGCCACAGCUUGGUUUCAUCUUGGUCUCUUUCCCUCCGUGUCCCUGAGGAUCUCACACUCCAACCCAAGCCCAGGAUUGUCCAGUAGGACUUUUAUAAAGAAAGAUUGGGAAGGGGGAGGAGGGAAUAUCUUCUUACACCAACAGGGUCCAGUAGCAUGUGGAGCAUUGUGUGUGCUGACUUCUGUGUAGGCACAUCACUGUGUGCGCAUCUGGGUGUUUUUAUGGGGUGUGGGUGCGUUUAUAGUAUGUGAGGCACUUGUGCAGCGUGCAUACAUUUGUAAGGGCACACAAGGGUAUGCCUAUGUCAGAGAACAUAUGUGGGAAUUUGGGAACAUGAGAUGUGUGUGAAUGUGUAUAUAUAAGUGGAGUAUAUGCCCGGGACAUACGUGUAGUGAUUAGAAGAGUGUGGGCAUUACAUGUCUGCAUACUGAUGGUAUGUACUUGUAUGGGUGAGCCUGGGUGUAUUGGGUGUAUGCAAUUGUAUAUGUACAGAUGGGCACAUGUCAACAUGUAAUAUUUAGGUACACAUAUAGAUAAUAUUUGUGGGCGUGUGAGGGGUGUAUACAUGAGUGGCUGUGGAGCGUACAGGUGGGAAUGUGAGUGUAAUAUUUAAGCACAUCUGCCUGUUGGGACUCAUGUUAGGAUACAUGUGCUGUGUGGGGAGCACAUGUGGGGGUAUGAGAAUAUAGCUCUUAUGAGAAACUUUCAGCACUCACACUGACUGCAGGAUUGACAUUUGCAGGUGACUGGCAGCAAUGCUUUGAUUUGUAGUCUAUAGCACUGUGCAGUGUUCCUGUUUCCACUACCCUCAGUUUUCUGGACUAACUUCUCCCAUUCUGCUUUCUGAACGAAAGGCAGAGACCCCCUUGCGUAGUUUCUUGCUGAAUCAUCUGCUUCAGCUCCCACAAAUCCCCAGCUCUUUGCACUCCCAGGCUGGUAUCAAAUCCCCUCCUGCACUCUGGCGUAGACUUUUCUGUUUAAAGAAGAGAAACUAUCUUCCAAUUUGUCUCCUCCUGUACCAAGAGUUUCAGAACAUAUUAGCACAAAUAGAAAGAAUUACACUAGAAUAAAGGAAACCUUCUGACAGA